CAACUCUUCGUCCUCUCAGAGCUUGUUGACAAGAAGACUGCAGCAGCAACAACAACAACAACAACAGCAGCAACAGCAGCAGCCGCCAGCGCCGUCACAAUCGUUCGAACGCCAGGAGAAUGAACCGAAUGCGACGCCGUUCGGUCAGUCGAAUCAAGGCGAUGCGCGGAGGACGAGUCACGUCCCUGGAUUUGCGGCGUCUACACCUAGCCAUUUCUCCUCUUCCUUACCUGGUUCAUCCGGUCGACUCGGUACGAGCCAGCAAUCCGCCGGUCAAUCUGGCAACAAGAGCGGGAACGCUUUCGGAUCGCCUCAUUUGCCCUCGUCGGGUUUCUCGUCGUCGUUCGGCUAUACGCCGGGAUCGCUCAAUACCAACCGUUCAGGCGGUUGGGGUCCUUCUCGCGGUGUCGGUGGGACGCCUACGACACCGAUGACGAUACCGAGCUCGUUGUCAACAUCGGUGUCGGGACCCCAACAACCACAAACCCCAUUCCAGGCCGGGUCUGUUCCCGGAUCCAGUUUCGGGACGAGUGCCAAAUCCUUGACGUCCAAGACUUCCAAUAAUGGACAGCGCACAGGCAAAUCGCGCAAAUCUUCACUCGCGGCUCACAACUAUACUUUUUCCGCCCCUACAUCGACGACGACCUCGCCACGACAACCGGCUCCUCGACCCUCUGGAUCCAAUUUCGCAUCGCAGCCGCCCAGUCAAACGGGUACGACGAUGUCCUCUGGUACUUCUCCAGCGAGUCAAGCGGCGUUACCCGACCUACCACCCUUGCCCGAGGGCUUUUCACUGGAGAAUCUCGCUCAAUUCGGUCAUUCUGGAUUGGAGCUCGCGAUACGUAUCGGGAUGGGGAUCGGACUCAGCAUACAGCAAGCUCAGCAGCAGUCCGCUGGGUCGGGAGGGAAUCAAGCGUCUGCGCUCGACGCCGAGUCGAUGCAACGUCAGCUGGCACAACUCAUGCAACAGCAAAGCGUUACGACCGAGCUGCCUGUGUCACCUUCAGCUCAGGGCUUAUCCGGCAGCUUCUCGAACUCCGGUCCGCGAUCAGCUGACGUCGUCAAGGAUAUUCUCGGGGAAGACUUCUUCUCUUCCCGCCAUCCUUCAACGCCAGGAGCUACACCUGGCCUUGUGGGUGGAAAUGGAGCCGCCAGUUCCAAGCCGACGUCUCGUCGCACGAGCAAUGCAGGCGAACUCCAGCUCAUAUCGCCGGUGGGCAACUCGCCGAGCGAGUCGUCGGGAUUGCAAUUCGCAGACAAUGCGCAGGACAUGGCCAAGAAAGAUCCCCUCGCCACGCAGGUCUGGAAGGCCUAUGCAAAGGCCAAGGGCGGGCUUCCCAAUGGAGCUCGAAUGGAAAACUUGACCUGGCGUAUGAUGCACCUCACCAUGAAAAAGCCUGAGGACGGUACCAAGACGCAGAGCGGAAUGGAAUUGGUACAAGAAGAGGAUGAGGCGGCCGAGGAGGCCGAUAAGCCAGGUGCCAUGGCCGGUGAAGAGGUGGAGCGAGGACGACGUGGGCGUUUCAAGGGUAAAGGUCGCGUCGUCGGUUUCGACGCCGAGAGUCCUCAGGGUCAGCAAAACGAUGUCGACGCCAUGGAUUGGAGGGCUGCUAGCCGCUCGCGCUCGCGAGUCUCGGUCAUGGACUGGAGACCGCAGUCGAGAUCGCGCUCGCGAUCUACGUUCAACCGAGUCCGAAAUCCUUACGACCACGGCUCUGAAGCUCAUUCACACAGUCUUCUCGGUCGGGAGGACGUGGUUGAGCCGAAUCCGAUGUUUUACGAAUCACAGCUCUAUAAUCAACCCUGGCAGCUUGGUGGAGCCAGUCUGCCCAACUUGCCCCACGCUAGUCUGGGCAUGGCAACAGGUGACCUCAAACACGAGCAAGACAACCAAGCCGGCAACAGAAUCGUUAAUACGUCGACGAGCGCUUCUUCCGGCCCGAUCGGCGUGCCCAGGUCUUUCGACCUGAAUCAGGCGGUCCGUGCUGCUGCUGCCUAUGACGCCUUUGCCACCUCGGCAUCCAGCGCGGAUGGUCAGCCGUUGCAUUUGUCUGGCCAGGUGCCCCCUUCAGUGCUUACCGCUUCGCACCGAGGAUCGCCCCUUGACAACAAUAGCGCUGGAUUGCCAGGCAUCUCUGGUCCUGGACUGUACGGUCAGACGGAAGAAAACUAUCAUCCCAAAUACGGAUACCUACCCAGACGCGUGCGAAAGACGAGCUUUGACCAUACGGUCGAGAAGGGUUCUUCGGGAUCAUCUCCUGGCUUCAUACCUCCUCCAAUGACCGCGAAGCAGGCUCGGAAGCGGCCAGCGGAGGCCUCUCCUCAAAUUCUGGCCAAGGCCCCGGUCCCUAUACCAGAGGACGAUGGUGGCAACUUUUUGGAUUUCCCGACGGCCGACUCGACGAACCUGCCUCCUGGCGAGUUUCCUAGUACAGCGUUCACCUUUUCUUUCCCGCAUUCAUACGAAACAUUCUUUGACAUGGCGGCGGCGACGACGAAUACACCGGCCAACACGACCGAUAUGCUCGACUUUGGGACCCAGCUUUCGGCAUCGUCUCCGGGCGACAUGCUCAACUUUGCCAACGCUUUCAAUGACAGCGGCUUGGCCAACAUGACAUCCUUUUCCACGUCGCAUCAGGCUCCCGUCGAGACUCUCGCUCCUGGGCUCUUGCAGGGCGGUGACGGUGCUCAAUCGUUCGAUGGCGCAGACCUGAAUCAAGGGGAUUCGUCCGUGACGUUCCAGCAGAUGAUGCAACAGUAUCUCAACACCAACGCCACGGUGAACCCUUUCACCCAUAUCAACCCGGCUCAGAUGCUCGGGAACAUGGGUCACACGUCUGAUCGGGCGAUCUCGGUCUCGGCGACAGACUCACCGCAUGCCGAAUCGUCACCCCAUGGACCGACGAAACAGAUGCCGAGGAGCGUAGGCGGGAAAUCAGUCCCCGUCAACAAGGAAGACGCUCGAGCGCCAGCGCCCAUCCGGUCGAACAGCUCCCCUCAUCUGGCCGGGCUCGGUGUGCAGAGCAUGACGCCUUCGGAGCCGUCUUCGAGCCAGCCGACCAAGAAGGGGACCAAAUCUGGAAAGGGAGGUAGCAAGACGGGCCCGAACACGCCUUCGAGCGACAACGAUCACGGAGCGGGUUCGGUCAUCACCUCGGGGGAACCGCCGACCAUGUGUACCAAUUGUCAGACGACCAACACUCCGCUGUGGAGACGAGAUCCUGAUGGGCAGCCGUUGUGUAACGCAUGCGGUCUGUUCUACAAGCUCCAUGGUGUUGUGCGACCUCUGUCGCUGAAGACGGACGUGAUCAAGAAGAGGAACCGAGCCGCUCCUGGUACCAAGGAAGCCUCGAUCCCUUCGCGCAAGAAUAGCAUCGUUGCGGGUCCCUCAUCGAAACCGCCCGCGAAAAAGGUGGCCAAGGGGUCGAGCUCGAUCGUCGACCAGUUUACGAGCGCAUCGGCCCCGACGAAAAAGGCCAGGCGGACUUCAGAUGCCGAGGGUCUCAACGCGUUUGGCGGGCUGGCUCAAUUCGAACCGGCCAGCGCCAAUUAGACGAUCGUGUCCGGUGCAUCAUAGAGAGCCCAAGAAUCCUCCUCUCUCUCUCUCGAUCAUUUCGAUUGCCGGAUCAGCUGGUCUCGGUAGGGUCGUGUAAUAACAGUAGUAAUACAUCUUUCUCUUCGCUUUCGUGCCACAUUGGAGGCAAGGCGGAGUCUGGACAUUCAUCCCUUGCUGCCUCCGUCCCCGCUCGGAAUUUGUAUAAGGAUAUUUCAGGACAUGUAUUUUGUAGUUUGGUCAAACAUCAGACAUUAGAGAAUAGCAUUGCCA
Molecule: messenger RNA, 3826 nt
Organism: Filobasidium floriforme
Lineage: Eukaryota; Fungi; Basidiomycota; Tremellomycetes; Filobasidiales; Filobasidiaceae
Exons: 5
Coding region: 431-3553 (1040 amino acids)
Biological process (GO): positive regulation of transcription by RNA polymerase II; negative regulation of transcription by RNA polymerase II
Molecular function (GO): DNA-binding transcription factor activity, RNA polymerase II-specific; zinc ion binding; RNA polymerase II cis-regulatory region sequence-specific DNA binding
Source: RefSeq, a predicted model, not a curated record